AGAAUAGUUACAAAUUGUAGGAACUUACCAGGUGAAGAACUUCUUUCGUCUUUUCCCAAGAUUUACAAACAAGAUACUUGGAUUCCUGCAUGUUCGAUCGUCUCAUUCUAUCAGAGUGUUUCGGAAUCUGUUUAUACUGUGCAGUUUGUAAAGAGAGUUUAGAAAGUAAUAGCUUUCCGGGAAUUUUAGUUUCGAUUUUCAGAAACUAAACUUCCAUCACAUGAUCGAAACAAGAAUAUUUAUAUAUAUAUGUAUAUUGUACAAGUUAGUAACUCAUUAUCUGACAAUCACUAUCGCACAAUGGAAUUCUUCAGUAUUUUAAUACUAUUAUCACCCAUUGGCUUUUUGUAUGUCUUUAAAAGAAUAUUUCGAAAGGCAUACUUAAAAUCUAAAUCCGACAAAGUUAUACCGCUGAGUGUUAACUAUCAUUUUACUAGGCAGUGCAAUUACAGUUGCGGUUUCUGUUUUCAUACUGCAAAAACAUCUUACGUACUUCCAUUGUCGGAGGCAAAAAAAGGACUACGAAUGUUGACUGACGAGGGUAUGGAAAAGAUUAAUUUUAGUGGUGGAGAGCCGUUCUUAAAAGAUAAAGGAAAAUAUUUGGGCGAUUUGGUGAAAUUUUGUAAAAGCGAUCUGAAAGUUCCCAGCGUUACUAUCGUGUCAAAUGGUAGCUUAAUUACGGAGGAGUGGUUCCAAGAAUAUGGCUAUUUCUUAGAUAUAUUAGCUAUAAGUUGCGAUAGUUUUAAUCCUGAAACGAAUGAUAAAAUUGGCCGUCGAGCAGGGAAGAAGUCUCAUUUAGACAGUUUAAGGAAAGUUCGAGAAUGGUGUAUUCAAUAUGGGGUUGCUUUCAAAAUCAAUACAGUCGUAAAUACGUAUAAUAAGGAUGAAGAUAUGACAGAAGAAAUAUCUGUUCUAAAUCCCGUUAGAUGGAAAGUUUUUCAAUGUCUCAUUAUUGAUGGGGAGAACGCAGGUCAAGAUGCGUUACGUAACGCUGAGAAAUUUGUUUUGAGUCAUCAAGAAUUUGAAGAGUUUCUCAAGCGUCACUCAUCAGUAAAGUGUCUUGUUCCAGAGAACAAUGACGCGAUGAGAAGCUCUUAUCUAAUCCUAGAUGAAUACAUGCGAUUUUUGGACGGGGCUAAAAAGACUCCUGGAAAGUCUCUACUUGAUGUUGGGGUUCAAAAUGCCAUAAAUCAUAGCGAUUUUGAUGAGAAAAUGUUUUUUAAAAGAGGUGGAAAAUAUAUAUGGAGCAAGGCAGAUCUUAAACUGGAAUGGUAG
Messenger RNA from Dimorphilus gyrociliatus, 1275 nucleotides. NCBI's taxonomy places the organism in Eukaryota, Metazoa, Annelida, Polychaeta, Dinophilidae. The record is from the annotation of a GenBank genome assembly.